Molecule: messenger RNA, 2589 nt
Organism: Chaetomium globosum CBS 148.51
Lineage: Eukaryota; Fungi; Ascomycota; Sordariomycetes; Sordariales; Chaetomiaceae
Exons: 2
Coding region: 1-2589 (862 amino acids)
Cellular component (GO): microtubule; cytoplasm; membrane
Molecular function (GO): GTPase activity; GTP binding; microtubule binding
Source: RefSeq, a predicted model, not a curated record
AUGGUCACACGCCUCGAGCUCGCCGUGGAUGCUCAGGAGCUCGCCGGCGAGCAACGUGCCCUCCUCGACUUGAUCGACAAGCUACAGUUUGCUCAGCUUGACAAUGUCAAGUUACCACAAAUCGUGGUCGUCGGUGACCAGAGCGCCGGGAAGAGCUCUGUGCUGGAGGCCAUCACGGGCACCCCUUUCCCCCGAGAUGCAGGCGCCUGCACCAGGUUCGCGACCGAGAUCCGUCUCCGGAGGGCGCCCGCGCCGAGCAUCGCCGUCUCUGUGAUCCCAGAUAAGAAACGCAGUUUCCCAGAGCAGGAGAGGUUGAGCCAGUUCGGCGGAACCGUCCACACCGGAAUGCCCUUUGAGCAGCUGAUGAGGAGCGCCGUCGAGCUGAUCGCACCCAAGAACAUCCCUGGCCGUUUUGCCGCCCGCGACAUCCUGGUCGUCGAGAAACGGGGCCCGGAUAUGCCGCUGUUGACCUUGGUCGACUUGCCAGGGCUAGUCCGGAACGCGAACAACGACCAGUCUCUGGAAGACAUCAGGACCAUCGAGUCGCUGUCGGAUCGCUACAUGAAGAGUUCGCGGACCAUCAUCCUUGCCGUGGUUGGCGGUAACUCAGACUACGUCCAAGCCCCGAUCUUGACAAAGGCCCGCCAUUUCGACCCCAACGGGUCCCGUACCAUCGGAGUCCUCACGAAGCCAGACCUCACCGAGUCGAUCGGCCUCGAAGACAAGUUCAUCGACCUCGUCAAGAACAAGGACAAACGCAAUGACUUCAAGCUUGGCUGGUAUGUCUUGCUGAACCCAGGCCCCCGCGAACCCGGCCAGCCCUGGCCGACAGCUGAAGACCGCCGACGUGAUGAAGCUGUCUUCUUCAACAGCGGAAAAUGGAGCUCUGUCCCAUCGUCCAUCUGCGGCGCCGGCGCAUUGAUGCGGAAACUCAGCACGCAACUUCAGCAACACAUCGGAAAGCAUGUUCAUGUCCUCCGCAGACAGAUCCAAAAGGCCCUCGACGACUGCGAAGCCGAACUCAAGAGUCUCGGCGAUGCUAAGGAUACUCCCGAGGAGAUGCGGACCGAGCUAGUCGAGCUCUUCUCCUCCUCCAAGGAGCUGGUCAUCCCCGCUGUUUACGGCUUCUACAAGAACCCGCCCAAGAAGACCUUCUUCCGCGUAACCGCCGAUCCAAGAGGAACCCCGGCCCAGAACUUGCGCGCCCGCGCCACCGAGGAAAAUGACCGUUUCUCGACCAGAAUCCGGGCCCACGGGCGCAAGUUCACCUUCUCGCCGUCGGCCCAGCUUGCGCCAGGGGAGCCAGCCCCUGAGGAUAGCGCCAAGCGGGAUUUUGUGAAGCAGGAAGUAGAGAUGCUGCUGCGCCAGAUCCGCGGUUCCGAAUUCCCCAUGGACCCGAAGCCGAGGGCCGUUUACAUGCUCUUCCAAAGCUAUUCCGAGAACUGGCCGAAGCUCGCCCAAGAGCACAAAGACAAUCUUGGUGUCGUCUGUAACGAGUUUCUGGGCGAGCUGAUCGACUACGCCUGGCCAAAACGCAUGCGGGAACCGCUCCGCCGCCAUUUCCUGGAGCCUCAUAUGAAGGCGCUGAUGGCGAAGGCGCAACACGAGUUGGAUCUCCUCAUGCAGGACAUGAGUCUCGAGGUGCAGCCUUACGACCCCGAAUAUGAGGAACGUUUGAGGAACUGGCACGCCAACUCGACCAAGGAGGGUGCGACGUUUUCCGAGGCUGAGGAGGUUCUGGAGAAGAUGCUCAUCUACUACGAGCUGGCUGCCAAGACCUUCAUCAGGAACACCAUCACCCAAGUCGUUGAGCGCCACCUCCUCCAGGGCAUGUACAGCAUCUUCAACUCGGUCGAGGUGCUGGGUUUGAGCACCGAGGUCAUUGAAGCUAUCGCGGCAGAGAACAGGGAGACUAGGGACAGGAGGCAGACGCUCCGUGUGCAGAAGAAGGCGAUCGAGGAAGCCAAGGAAAUCUGCGCGGGCCUCGCCAUGCGGAAAGAAUUAAGAGCCUAUGCCGAGGACACCCCAAGCGACGCAGAGGAUACUUCUUCCGAGGACGAGGAUGAACCCAGAUUUAACGAGCAGAUCUCCCCGGCCAGGCACCGCCCGAGCUCCUCGGCAAACCGUAUCUCACGAAAGCCACGGCCGCUCUCGAACGAAGAAGCCCAGGCACCACCACAGGUCUCGACCCGAACCUUCGAUACCGCCAGCAACCCACAAUACUCCCAGCAGUCGCCAGCCACAGUCCCCACGCCAACCCUCGCCUAUGCUCAGUCAAGGCCAGAGAACCCUCCCAGCCCGGACCGCGCCUUGGACGAGGGCUACGCCACUUCGCGCCCGCCACAACAAGCCCCGCCGCCUCCGCCCCCACCCCGGCCCGGCAAGGUGCGAACAGAAGACAACGGCGGCCAGAGCAGCCAAGCGUACGCUCCCGCGCCGCCCCGUGCGGCGUCGCGGGCGAGCCAGCCUUCGGCGACGGCCCCUGAGGGGUACUACGCGAAUGCCUACGCGAGCAACAACCCGUACCCAGCGGAUGCGGCUGAGUUCGAGGCCCUGAGGCGGCAGGGGAGGAAGAGUAGGCAGUAUUAA